CUCAAGCCAAAUCGGACUUCUCGCCUUGUACCCUAGAGGUAAACUUACAUCUACUAUACUAUUAUUUCACUUUACGGUAACAACCUACCCGUGUUCGGCUACACAAACCUCUACUAGCACUCACUUGGAGCACCUCUGGCCAUCCCCAACGGACCAUCAUCCUCCCCAGGCGAGGCUUCUAUCUCUCGACCGUUAUUACCAUCUAGAAAGAUGACACGCUCCGAACUCCUUCUAAACCUCACCCCCCUCUCCACCCUCCAGACAGAAAAACACCUCAUCCCGCCUCACCCGCCCUCCAACCUACCAAACAGCGCAGCAACCAACAAACCCCUCCUGUUCUACCGCCAAGCCUUCACCUUCACCUCCCCAACCAACAACAACAAUAACAACCCCAGCAAAGCUUCAACGGCCGAGGCAAUCGAGCACCACCUCCGUAAAACCAACAUCGUGGCGCCGCAGUGGCGCUACGGGAUGUAUCCCACCAGCCACUUCCAUAGCACCACGCACGAGGUGCUCUGUGUCAGCUCGGGGAGGGCGAGGUUGCUCUUUGGCGGGGAGGAGAACCCGGGUCGGGUGGAGGUUGUUGUGCAGACUGGGGACGUGAUUGUGAUACCGGCUGGGGUCGCUCAUCGGCUUCUGCGUGAGGAGGAAGGGGAGGAAGGGGGAGGGUUUGAGAUGGUGGGGUCGUAUCCUGUUGGGGCGGAGCAGUGGGAUAUGUGUUAUCCUGGGGAGGGUGGGGAGGAGGAGGAGGAGAGGGUCGGGAGGAUCAAGGCGUUGGAGUGGUUUGGGCGGGAUCCGGUUUAUGGCGAGACCGGGCCGGUUUUGGAGGUAACCAGAACCAAGCUGUCAGUCCAACAGUGUGUAAUCACCACCACCUCCUCCUCCUCCUCCUCCACCUCCAGAAGCGGACGCGGGAGUGGGAGCAGGAGUGUCCUCUCACCCGGAUCCGGAACCCACGCGGCGACGGCCAUCCUCACAAUCCCCGUAGUCAUCGCCGCCGUGCUAGCCCUAGCUGACGGUGGCGGCGGCUCAGAUGAAGAGAACGGACCAAAGGAGGAGGAGGAGGUGGAGGAGGUGGAGGAGGAGGAGGAGGUCGAGCGGUUGACAGAUCGGGAUAGGUGGUCGCCUACGGCUCUGGGCAGGAGGAAUGUCUUCCGCAAGGAGGUGGAGCGGCAGGCUAGGUUGGGCUGAGGGUAGAGAGCAUGGAGGGUGGGUGGGAGGAAACGGAGUUGACUGCUGGUUGUGGCAUUGCCUAAGGUACCUAGACAGGUUAGGUUAUCUAUCAGCUGUCGCUUUGGGGAAUCUACAUAUCUCAGCUGGCGUGCAUCCCGUUCUUGUCCUCCUUCUCAUCACAACCCAUGCCAUACUAGUACAUACCCAGCACACCCCCCUUUUCACGCCCACCCCUCGCCAUACACCC
Chaetomium strumarium is the source of this 1420-nucleotide messenger RNA. RefSeq lists its product as uncharacterized. Lineage: Eukaryota; Fungi; Ascomycota; Sordariomycetes; Sordariales; Chaetomiaceae. The coding region runs from base 211 to 1191 and encodes 326 amino acids. The record is from RefSeq and is a predicted model, not a curated record. The transcript has 4 exons.